Molecule: messenger RNA, 882 nt
Organism: Asparagus officinalis (garden asparagus)
Lineage: Eukaryota; Viridiplantae; Streptophyta; Magnoliopsida; Asparagales; Asparagaceae
Exons: 1
Coding region: 1-882 (293 amino acids)
Source: RefSeq, a predicted model, not a curated record
AUGGACUCUGGCACUUGGAAGUAUCUUUCAGGUCUCAAAUUCAAAGCCUUGAAUUGCAUACGGAAAUCUAUUGGAAAUGGGGAAUCUACUUCACUCUGGUUUGACCCAUGGAUUCAUGAAGGCAGAAUUAUUGAGUUAAUACAACAUCCUACUCCUCAGCUCACUAGCACUGAGAAUUGGACAGUUUCUCACAUCAUUCAAAAUUCUCAAUGGAAUAUAACUUUACCUUGUCUUAUGCCUCUGGUGAAUGCAAUAGCUGAAAUCAAAAUUUCUGAACAAAGUGAUCAAUGGGUUUGGCUUCCUGAAGUUAGUGGUAAGUUCUCCUUUGCUUCGGCUUGGGAUCAAGUUAGGACUCAUUUCAAUAGUUUUGAUCUUUACAAUGUGAUUUGGUUCCCUUCAGCAAACCCAAAAAUGGCCUGCUGUUUGAUUAAAUGUAUAUACAAUAGAAUGGCUACUAGAGACAGGCUUUCAAAAUUUGGUAUCACCUCAGUGGAAGAUUGUGUUCUUUGCUCUGGUGAGAAGGAAUCUAGAGACCAUCUUUUCUUUCAAUGCCCGUUCACAGCUUUUAUUUGGAAGCUCUGUAAACUAAAAUUGCGGUUGGAUCCUACGGUUAUCCAAGACCUCACAUCUGAAGCGCUGCACAUUCAACAGAAAUUCAAGGUGAGGGAUAGAACAUUCAAACUGGCAAGAUUGGUUUUAAGUGCUACUGUGUGGCAUAUCUGGCAAGAAAGAAAUCGUCGGAUCUUUCACAAUCAGAGGAUGCAUAAGGUUAUGGUGUUUAGGAGACUUUAUGAGGAUAUUAAUGUUCUGCUUCGUACCUGUAACUGGAAGGCGGGAAAUGAGGAGGUUCUAGCAAAUUGGAGCCUGGAUACAAUUAGUUGA